Meira miltonrushii is the source of this 469-nucleotide messenger RNA. RefSeq lists its product as uncharacterized. The transcript has 3 exons. NCBI's taxonomy places the organism in Eukaryota, Fungi, Basidiomycota, Exobasidiomycetes, Exobasidiales, Brachybasidiaceae. The record is from RefSeq and is a predicted model, not a curated record. The coding region runs from base 26 to 373 and encodes 115 amino acids.
UCACACACACACACAUACACAUACAAUGCUACAGGAUACGAUAGCUGCCGUUCUGAUUAUAGGAGUAGUCUGGCUCAUCGUUAAACUUGCGUUUGGAAGCUCAGAUUCAUCCAGUAGCGCACAUACUCGAGCUGUAAACGCAUCGCGGCAAGGUCAAGGGCCAGGAAAGGAAUCACCUGCUGUGAAAGCAUGGCGUGAUGCGAGAGGGGAUAGAGAAAAGGAUCUCAAACAACGAAAACAGGAAAUGCUGGAAGCCGCCAGGAGGAAAUAUAUGGAAAAAGGCGAUACCUCACCCCCAACAGCAGGUCCUUCGGGAUCGUCCGGACCUAGCUCAAGUCAUGCACCACACAGUCAAGUACUCUCCACCUCAUAGAGUCUAGCAGAUUGGACCGCUUCUUUUCAUCUUAUCUUGUACAAUUUCCAACAUUCGCAUAUAUCAAGCCUAUAGAAUUUCGCAUACAUUUGUUGC